This is a messenger RNA of Nymphaea colorata (pocket water lily), 3344 nucleotides long. Its product is annotated as beta-galactosidase 11-like. Bases 109 to 2946 code for a protein of 945 amino acids. The transcript is spliced from 19 exons. The record is from RefSeq and is a predicted model, not a curated record. Gene Ontology annotation, biological process: carbohydrate metabolic process. Gene Ontology annotation, cellular component: vacuole; cell wall. NCBI's taxonomy places the organism in Eukaryota, Viridiplantae, Streptophyta, Magnoliopsida, Nymphaeales, Nymphaeaceae. Gene Ontology annotation, molecular function: carbohydrate binding; beta-galactosidase activity.
CAAGCAGUGGCUCUAUGAAAGCCAGUUUCUGUCUUUGCGAUUUUUCCCUGUGCCCCUCCUCGUAAGGACCAAGAAGGAUUCGUGGAGAAUAUUUGGAAAGAAGAAAGGAUGUCAUCAAAGAGAGUCAUGGGUUUCAAAGUUUUCUUUGUUGUGCUUUUCUUGACGUUAAUGUUAGUGCAAUAUUCACAAGGAAAAAAACACCACGAAAAGCAGCAGCAGCAGCAGCAACAACAAGAAGAAGAAGAAGAAGAUCAACAGCAGCAACAAAAUCAACAACAACAAGAUCAGCAGAAGCAACAAGAUCAACAGCAGGAACAACAAGAUCAACAGCAGCAGCAACAAGAUCAGCAACAACAAGAUCAACAGCAGCAGCAACAAAAUCAGCAACAACAAGAUCAACAGCAGCAGCAACAAAAUCAGCAACAACAAGAUCAACAGCAGCAGCAACAAAAUCAGCAACAACAAGAUCAACAGCAGCAGCAACAAAAUCAGCAACAACAAGAUCAACAGCAGCAGCAACAACGAGGAGUCACUUACGAUGGAAGGUCUCUCAUUAUCAAUGGCAAGAGAGAGCUCCUCUUCUCUGGUUCCAUCCAUUAUCCUCGAAGUACUCCCGAUAUGUGGCCUGAUUUGAUUGCUAAAGCCAAACAUGGGGGAAUCAAUCUGAUUCAAACCUAUGUAUUUUGGAACAUCCAUGAACCAGUACAAGGCCAGUUUCAGUUUGGAGGAAGGUAUGAUGUGAUCAAGUUCAUCAAGGAAAUCCAACGGCAGGGCCUGUAUGUCACUCUCAGGAUUGGACCAUUCGUUGAGGCUGAAUGGAAUUACGGAGGAUUCCCCUACUGGUUAAGAGAGGUGGAGGGCAUAAUUUUCCGAUCUGACAAUGCGCCAUUCAAGUUUCACAUGAAAAAAUUUUCAAAGAUGAUAGUGAAGAUGAUGAAGAAGGAGAAUCUAUUUGCGUCUCAAGGAGGACCCAUAGUUCUAGCGCAGAUUGAGAAUGAGUACGACAACGUGAAAUUGGCAUAUCGCCAAAGUGGCAUCGACUACGUGCAGUGGGCCGGGAAGAUGGCCGUCAGUCUCGGCACCGGGGUGCCCUGGAUUAUGUGCAAGGAAAAGGAUGCCCCUGAUCCUGUUAUCAACACCUGCAACGGGAGGAACUGUGGCGACACAUUUUCAGGUCCUAACACGCCAAACAAGCCGGCAUUGUGGACAGAGAAUUGGACUGCUCAGUAUCGAGUGUUUGGUGACCCUCCAUCACAAAGAUCAGCUGAAGACCUUGCCUUCUCUGUGGCUCGCUUCUUCUCCAAAAAUGGCACGCACAUUAACUACUACAUGUAUCACGGAGGGACCAACUUUGGGAGGACUGCUUCCUCAUUUGUUACCACAUGCUACUAUGAUGAGGCACCCCUAGAUGAGUAUGGUCUUGUAAAGGGCCCAAAAUGGGGUCAUCUAAGAGACCUUCAUUCUGCUCUGAGGCUCUGCAGGAAGGCCUUGCUAUGGGGAUCCCCUUCUGUCAUUUCUCUGGGUGAUGAGCUCGAGGCACGUGUCUAUGAAACAUCAGGCAGUAAAGUGUGCUCUGCUUUUCUUAUAAACAACCAUACAAGAGAGGCAGCGACUCUCAGCUUCAGGGGCCGCGCCUAUUACAUGCCACCACACUCGAUCAGUAUUCUUCCAGAUUGUAAUACUGUUGUCUUUAAUACUGCAAAGGUAAAUGCUCAACACAACUCAAGGAUAUACAAAGUAUCAGUGAAGGCUAGUAAGAAUAAGCAAUGGGAAAUGUUUCAAGAGGAUAUCCCAGAGAUAGAAGAAGUCAGCAUUACAUCAACUACCUUCUUGGAACACUUAAACAUGACAAAGGAUACGACAGAUUACAUGUGGCAUACAACAUACUUUGAUGUAGGUUACAAUGAUUUGCCUACAAGGAGUGACAUCAGGCCCGUUCUGCAGAUUGCCUCCCUGGGCCAUGCAUUGCACGCAUUUAUCAAUGAUAGAUAUAUAGGAACUGGUCAUGGUACAAACGUAGAUAAGACCUUUUCUUUUGCUAAACCGGCACCUUUACAGCGUGGAAGGAACAAGAUAUCUAUACUUGGCAUGACAGUUGGAUUACCAGAUAAUGGUGCAUACUUGGAGCACAGAGUUGCAGGUCUGAAUCUUGUGACAAUCCAAGGUUUGAAUAGUGGAGCCCAGUAUCUUACUCAGUCUCGUUGGGGAUAUCAGGUCGGAUUAAACGGAGAAAAACUUAAGAUCUAUGAUCCCAAGAAAACUGACAGCGUCCACUGGUCAGAUGCUGGGAAUCAUAUUAAUCAGCCAGUCACUUGGUACAAGAAAUAUUUUGAUGCACCAAGUGGAAGAGACCCUGUUGCUUUGAAUCUAACAUCCAUGGGCAAAGGCCAAGCUUGGAUCAAUGGCGAAAACAUCGGCCGUUAUUGGGCUUCUUACCUCAGUCCUCUGGGCAAGCCUACUCAGUCACUUUACCAUAUACCCAGGUCCUUCCUCAAGCCAACUGGGAACCUUCUUGUGCUUUUUGAGGAAACAGGUGGUGAUCCAUAUAAGAUAACGGUGGAAACAGUUGCCAGAGAGAUCAUCUGCAGCUUUGUCUCCGAAGGCCAUCCACCACAUGUCAGAUCAUGGGAGAGGAAAGAAGCACAGAUCCGAGCAAUAGCCACUGAGGAUCUGAAGCCUAUGGUCAAUCUAAAAUGCGACAACCACAAAAUCAUACAAUCCAUAGAGUUCGUAAGUUUUGGAAAUCCUUUAGGAAUCUGUGGCAACUUCACACUUGGCGAUUGCGAUGCUCCCUCAGCAAGGUCGGUGGUUGAGAAGGCUUGCUUAGGGAAGACGGCGUGUAAUAUUCCAACUCUGAUGGACACCUUUGGCAAAGAUCCAUGCCCAGGAAAUACCAAGACCUUAGCAAUACAAGCAAAGUGUGGUUCAAGAAGUUUCAGUGCAUAAGCCGCCGAUGCCUAGAAUACUGAAGUGAGUGAAUGCAAGCAUUAGCCAAAGAUUCCUCAGCCUCAGUGCCCCAAUUUUUUAAGAGUAUUCAGUUAAAGUAGACAUCUUUUGUGGCUAAACCUGCCUAAACCUAAUCUCUCUCAGUUUUAUGCUUAGUAUUUAGAGAGUGGGCAGCACCUUCAGGGUGUAUUUUUUGUUUUUUUUUUUUUCCACAACAGCAGUGAAGAUAUAUUCUGCAGCCACAACUACAUGCCCCUCAUGAGACGCAAUAAGCGUCGGCCCAUUAUAGUUUUAAGAUCUAUCACCACCUAGCAUCCAUUUAUCUUAGCUCAUCAGUUCUGUUGUGUUCCUUUUCAGCCAGUGAGCAAUAUAAUUCAUGAGCCGCUGUUAACUCUCUC